AUCAUUUGGGGCUACUCUGUCAUCCCUCUGUCUCUAAGCAUCACCACAAAAGCUUUAUCUUCUCUCCUAGUUGCAAUGGUGUUUUGGGGUGUUGAAGUGAAACAAGGGCAGUCCCUAAAAAUUAACGCUGAAGAAGUGAUCCAUAUUUCCCAGGCAUUUUUGGGUGAGGUAAGGGAUGACAAUGGAGGCAUGGAGCCAAGAAUGUUUUACUCCAUAUGAAGGUGGGAAAGGAGAAUUUUGUCACAGGAACUCUCUCAGCUAGAAAACGAUCACAAAUAAUGUGUGACUUGUAUCUUGACAAAGAGUUUGAACUCUCUCAUGACUUGAAAAGUGGAAGUGUCUACUUUUUUGGAUAUUCUAAACUACAAUUUGAAGAAGAAAUUGAUUCUAAUGAUACCUUUGAGUCUGAACUCUGAAGAAGAUUUACCUAUAAAUGCCCUGGAAAAUGAUAAACCUGAAGCUAAGGCUGCUAAUGGGUUGAAGGAGGAGAAAAGGAAAGUUGCCACACAACAAGUGCUUUCUAAGAAACCAGCAUUGAAACCAUCAAAACCAGCUGUAGAAGACCAUAAAUGUAUCAAUGUUUCACUGUUGCGGCAACAGGUGCUAUUGUUUAGUGUACUCUAUAUAAGAGGUACAUGCAUUAUUCUGUCCGUUAACACAUGCGUAGUGCUAUCUAUAUCUAUGAUAAAUAAUUGUUCUUCAAGAAUAUUUUUCAGUUGUACUUAAUUGGCAGCAAAUUUGUGUGUGGUGACUAUAAACUUAAUCGGUAUAUUUUCUCAAC
Messenger RNA from Cuscuta europaea, 781 nucleotides. NCBI's taxonomy places the organism in Eukaryota, Viridiplantae, Streptophyta, Magnoliopsida, Solanales, Convolvulaceae. The record is from the annotation of a GenBank genome assembly.